CAGAGAUCCCGCCCAGCGCGCGGCGAACCCUAAACCCCGCGCCUCCCGUCCCCUUCCCCUAGCGCGACCUCUCUCUCGCGAACGCAGGAGGGAGGGGGAUACUAGAGCGGCGACGAAGAGGCCGCCACACAGGAAGGAAAUUUGGACUUGGAGCUGAAGGUUGGGGAAUAGCAUAGGUCACUUUGUUGAGGAACCAAACAGAGCCUAAGAUUUACUUGUUCCGGGAGAUAUCUUACUUCCUGCAAGCAAUCAAAUCCAAAUUUUCCAAAAAGAAAAUGGGGGCGCUUCCUAUGGCCAACGCUAAAUGUGCCCCUGCAAAGAAUGAGGAUGCUUCCCUUGCCACUGAGCCAAUUAAGAAAGAUGAGGUGAGAGCUGAUGAUUUUGUGGAUGUAAUCUCGUCCUUGCCUGUUGAGUUUGAGGCCAACAGCGGUGACGUGCACCCCCUCAUUAAGAAGGAGGAAGAGCAGUUAUUGUCGCCUGUCAAGGAGGAGAAAGCUGAUGAUUUCAUGAAUGCAAGUUCAUCUAUACCUAUUGACCUUGAGGCCAAGAAUGGCGAUAUAUCCCUGAUCACAGAAGCAAUGAAAAAGGAAGAAGAACAGCUUGAGGCGGCCCGGGUUAAGGCAGAGGAGGAAGAGGAAGCCAGGAAGAGGGAAGAAGCUGCAAAACUUGCUUUUGAUCCUGAGGCACGGUAUAGCAAGUUAGAUGAGCUGCUGACGAAGACACAGCUCUUUUCGGAGUUUCUACUUGAGAAGAUGGAUCAAAUCACUGAUGAAGGUGUUGAAACUCAAGCUAAAGAGACACCGAUAGAAGAGAAGAAGAAAGGGCGUGGUCGAAAGAGGAAAGCGAAUACUGUGCCACAGUACAACGAUAAGAAGGCUAAGACGGCAGUGGCAGCCAUGCUUACAAGAUCUCGCGAUGAUCGCCUUGCUGACGAUUGCACUCUCUCUGAAGAAGAAAGGUGGGAGAAAGAUCAGGCCAAUCUUGUGCCAUUAAUGACUGGCGGAAAGUUGAAAUCAUACCAGAUAAAGGGUGUGAAGUGGCUAAUAUCAUUGUGGCAGAAUGGAUUGAAUGGGAUACUGGCUGAUCAAAUGGGCCUUGGGAAAACAAUCCAGACAAUUGGAUUUCUUGCUCAUCUGAAAGGGAAAGGCAUGCAUGGUCCAUACAUGAUAAUUGCUCCUCUGUCCACUCUCUCGAACUGGGUGAAUGAAAUCUCGAGGUUUACUCCAUCUCUGGCUAGUAUCAUUUACCAUGGAGAUAAAGCAGCCCGGGCAGAGAUAAGAAGAAAAUUCAUGCCCAAAACUGUUGGCCCUGAUUUCCCGAUAGUAGUGACUUCAUAUGAGAUGGCCAUGUCAGAUGCUAGAUUUCUUGCUCACUAUAAGUGGAAGUAUGUUGUUGUGGAUGAGGGGCAUCGGUUGAAAAAUUCUAAGUGUAAAUUAUUGAGGGAGAUAAAGCGCAUACCGAUGGACAAUAAACUCCUUUUGACUGGGACACCCCUUCAGAAUAAUCUAGCAGAACUGUGGUCACUAUUGAACUUCAUUCUGCCUGAUAUAUUCUCAUCACAUCAGGAAUUUGAAUCAUGGUUUGAUUUUUCUGGGAAAGGAAAUGAAGAACAAGAAGAAACUGAAGAGAAGAGAAGGGUGCAUGUUGUUUCAAAGCUUCAUGCUAUUUUGCGUCCAUUCCUUCUAAGGCGGAUGAAGGAGGAUGUAGAACAGAUGCUUCCACGAAAGAAAGAGAUAAUCAUUUAUGCUAACAUGACUGAACAUCAGAAGCAAAUCCAGGAUCACCUGGUUGAAAAAACAUUUGACAACUACUUGCAUGAUGAAUCAGAUAUUGUGUUGCGGAAACCUGGCAUUACAGCAAAGUUGCAUAAUCUAUUAAUUCAGCUGAGGAAGAAUUGCAACCAUCCUGAUCUUUUGGAAUCUCCGUAUGAAUCAACAGGUCUGUAUCCACCUGUUGAGAAGCUUUUGGAACAAUGUGGCAAAUUCCAGCUUCUUGACAGGUUACUAAAUUCCCUGCUCGCACAAAAGCACAAGGUUCUAAUAUUUUCACAAUGGACAAAAGUGUUGGAUAUUAUCGAGUAUUACUUAGAUUCAAAAGGCCUUGAGGUUUGCCGAAUUGAUGGUAGUGUUAAAUUGGAAGACAGGAGGAGGCAGAUAGCAGAAUUUAAUGACUUGAAGAGCAAUAUGAAUAUCUUCCUCCUAAGCACACGGGCUGGGGGGCUUGGCAUCAACCUUACUUCUGCUGAUACAUGUAUCCUAUAUGACAGUGACUGGAAUCCUCAGAUGGAUUUGCAGGCUAUGGAUCGAUGCCACCGGAUUGGUCAAACACGCCCAGUGCAUGCAUAUAGGCUGGCUACAUCACAUUCUGUUGAGGGACGGAUCAUUAAGAGAGCUUUUGGGAAGUUGAGGCUAGAGCAUGUGGUGAUCGGCAAGGGACAGUUUGAACAAGAUAGAGCGAAGCCUAAUGCCUUAGAUGAGGUCGAGUUGCUGGCACUGCUGAGGGACGAGCAGGAAGAGGAAGACAGGAUGAUCCAGACCAACAUCAGCGACGAAGACCUUUUGAGGGUGAUGAACCGAAGCGACCUGUCCGGUCCACCUGGUGCUGCCGACGCCGAGCCUCUUAUCCCUCUGAAAGGCCCUGGCUGGGAGGUCGUUGUGCCGACCAAGAGCGGUGGUGGCAUGCUCUCGUCGCUCACCAGCUGAGUUUAGCUACACCGGCCUGCACUUGGUGGCGAAGCUAGAAUCAAAAUAUUAGUGAUGCACUAUAGUGGAAAAUUUUAGCCUAAAGGGUACAAACAUGGUCAAAAUAACCUGAUUAUGAAAUUUUGAUUUACCCUGGUGCCUAUACACCACUCUAGCUCCAUCUAGCUUCGCCCCUGCCUACACUAUGUUUUGGUGCUUCUUUUGCUUGCCGCACCUUGGUUAUCUGGCUGGCGAUGAGGUGCUUGGUGGCUGCUGAUCAGGCGAUGUUUUGGACAUAUGACUGUUGGACUAGGUGUUGCGCCUGCAGCAGUAGUUUAGGUGAUGUAAACAAAUCCUUGUAAGCUACUUUCUGACUUACGAUGUCUGCUGUUCUGUUGCGCUGUUGUUGCAUUUCAUUUGCGGCUUCGUUCAGCACAGAAGCAGCGAUUGGGCGACUAUACAUAAUGUCAGUCCAAUGCAAAGCUGGUUGCCUGUGUAUGGUAGUAU
This is a messenger RNA of Phragmites australis (common reed), 3188 nucleotides long. RefSeq names its product ATP-dependent DNA helicase DDM1-like. Gene Ontology annotation, cellular component: nucleus. Gene Ontology annotation, molecular function: DNA binding; ATP binding; ATP-dependent chromatin remodeler activity. The transcript is spliced from 15 exons. Lineage: Eukaryota; Viridiplantae; Streptophyta; Magnoliopsida; Poales; Poaceae. The coding region runs from base 276 to 2702 and encodes 808 amino acids. The record is from RefSeq and is a predicted model, not a curated record.